AUGAUUUUACAUGAUCAAUAUGAGGUUGUUAGAGCGACCUUGUUAAACCCUUCUCUCCUUCUACCUUCAAAACCCUUUCUUUCAACUCGUUCCCAGCUCACCCCACCGCCUACUAUCCGAGUAAACAAACUGAUUCACCACUUUCCUUCAUCCUCAACUGUUCGUCAUUGUGCUAUCAAAGCUGAAGCACUUGACAGCGACUACUCGCCCAAGAGCAGCAGCAGCAAUGAGCCCAGGGAAACGAUGUUACCGGGCUGUGAUUAUAACCAUUGGCUUAUUGUCAUGGAGUUCCCUAAAGACCCUGCUCCUACAAGAGAACAGAUGAUUGAGACUUAUCUUAACACUCUUUUCUAG
Messenger RNA from Hibiscus syriacus, 354 nucleotides. Its product is annotated as multiple organellar RNA editing factor 9, chloroplastic-like. Gene Ontology annotation, biological process: cytidine to uridine editing; chloroplast RNA modification. The record is from RefSeq and is a predicted model, not a curated record. Bases 1 to 354 code for a protein of 117 amino acids. Lineage: Eukaryota; Viridiplantae; Streptophyta; Magnoliopsida; Malvales; Malvaceae. Gene Ontology annotation, cellular component: chloroplast. The transcript has a single exon.